GCAUUUUUACUUCUCUUCUUAUUUUUUGGUGCCAGACGGAAAAAGAAAAGAAAAGAAAAGGGAGUUUCUACAGCAAAGUUGAGAAAGGUUUAAGGGAGAGCUUUUGUUCAACUUGGUUAUGGUAAGGUAAAGUUGGCUUUAAUUUAACUUAGUCCAACUUAAUCUAGAAUUAUAUUGUUAAAAUUAUUUGUGAUGAAAUCGAGCAAGGGAAGAAGUUAAAAAAAAAAAAGAAAUAAGGGUUUUAGACAUGCAAUGCUAUUAAAGUACGUGCAAGUAGAAAUUUACCUCAGAGCUGCACUUCUCUUCUUCUUUGCACGCUCAAACUUUGUCGUGGAUGAUUUUCUGGUUAUAAAUCUGAAAAAUAUUUGAAAGAAUGGAUUUUGUUAGUUAUGCAGUUAUGUUAUUAUGCUUAGAUACAUGUUUAUGUAAGCUAGAAUUUAAAUAAUUCAUUGAAUAAGGAUCAUAAAGGCAUGCUGCAUUUCCGCAUCUAUAUAAAGAGCUCCUAAAGUAACCAGGGGCUGUUCCUAGGGUUAAUUUGGGCUGAAAUAAGUAAAAGAGCUAUGCCAAUUUCUAGGGAUAUUUGUGGUUGUUGCUGGAGUUAACUGGGGCUGAUUUAGAAAUUUGA
This is a messenger RNA of Rubroshorea leprosula, 625 nucleotides long. Lineage: Eukaryota; Viridiplantae; Streptophyta; Magnoliopsida; Malvales; Dipterocarpaceae. The record is from the annotation of a GenBank genome assembly.